UGUGUGUGUGUGUGUGUGUGUGUGUGUGUGUUUUUUAAAAUAAAGUCCUGAGGAUUGCACAGUUCUGCCACACAUACAGCCAGUUAAGUAAAUGGCCGUACAUACAGGCUGAAUAUCUGACGACAUCGCAUUCUGCCAGUGUGUACAGCAGCCAGUCCGACAGCAGCUUCUGUUCGGCUGGCUUCUAUCAAAGGGGUAUGACUGAUAAAGGUCUGCCGAACGGCAUCCGAUCGGUGCUUUUAGCCAGAGGGUGACGGAGGGCGUUGACCGUUGUGUGUUCUGGUGGGGGGGGGGAGUAGUCUCCCCCACUGAGAUAUUGUGUUUUAACAUUGGUUUGUUAGUGCAGCCACUCCUACCAAGCUCUUUCGUUUUGUUUUUUUUUUGUUAUUUCCGCUCAGCCCACUUGGUUGAACGAAAACUUAAUAGUGUGUACUAGGCUUAACACCUAAAAGUCUUGUCUCUCCCCCAGCCUGUAACUGAACAGCUAAAGGAGUAGCAACAGACUAAGAACCCUCCUCUGUCUGUGUCUCUGCUUUUUCCACCAAUUGGAAUACUCUUCAUUGGCACAUAAACAAUGCAGUACAACUGUCUAGAGAUCCUUAUGCUGCCUUUCCGACUUUGGGUUCUGCUGGACAGGAGAUUGUAAGAGGCUAAUUCUGAACCGGAAGCUUGCAAUGCUUGGUUUAAAAAGUUGUAUUAAUGAAUACAGAGCUGCAUUGUUUGGUGUAUUUUCCAUUCGCCUGGAGUUCAGCUUUAUUUGAUCUAUAUGGUAAGCACAGCAAAAGCAAAGCUUUAACAUCUGCAUUCACCACAGAGAUUAAGUAUUAGUUAAUGGUUAAUAAACUAUAAUUGUCUCCCUUCUGACUUCUGUACCCAACACACAAAGCUUUUUGUUACUCCAGAUUUGUAAAUGCUGCCUAAAAAAAUCUAGCUGCUCCAUAGGCCCACGAUGAAUACAGUUCUGCUCAGCACUAUGCCACUUCAUUGCAGUAGUAGCUUAAAUACUGGUAUUCAUGUAACCUAAUAAUUGUUCUAGGACACUGGACAUUAUAUAUACAUCUCUAAAAUAAUAAUCUCAAUUUCUAUGGUAACCCAAUUUCAGCUUUCAGAAUAACACCAGUUAAGAGUCCAAAUUGGUUAUUUUAUACAUUUUAUUUAUAUAUUGUUUAUGAAACUAUAGAAAACAUGACAUUUUAGACAUAAUUAAAGUUCUAGAACAUUAAAAUAGUUUUGUAUUCCGUAAUAAAUCCUUCACAUGGAGAUCAUUUUGCUAUAUUUUACUUUGUGCCAUUUAAAUAUUGAGGGCGCCAAUUCCUACAUCAUUGGCUACAAUCAUAAAGAAAUGUAUUACUAGAGUAUUUUCUACAACUGUAUUGAAAAAAAAAAGUGAGGACAGUACACUUUUUCUUUUUGGGAUGGUUUUGGAGAAGGAAUUUUGCUGGGUGGUUCUGGUUCCUGACGUGAUGGAGUAGGAGGGAUAUGAGGGGAGUGUGAGGUGUCUGGGUUGUGUAUGUAUUUCUCUCUUGAUCCUCAGCUAAACAUUUCCAUCCUUACUGGACAGAGACACCUUUGUUAACCCGGAGGCUGCAAGGUCUCCCUAACGUCUCACCUCUCAGUCUACAUCUUCCCAGCCAGAGACAGACAUGCCUUGCACGAGGACCCCACAGCUUGUGCUGCUGCUACUUUUUACUGGAAUUUUACUCCCUGCUUUCCUUACAGUAGGCUAUCCCCAAGCGGCAGCACCCACAGUGUGGCAGGAGCCUCCAGAGCUUCCUUCAGGAGCAGAACCCAUUGAGACCACACCAUCUGUGCCCUUCUCCGAUGUUACUGGGGUUCCAGCCGAUGCCUCCGAGCCAGACCCCACAUUUGAGGAUCCUCUGGGUAACAGUGAUGGUUCCCUGGGUCCUGGAGCUGUCGCUGCCAUUGUUCUGGCCGCCCUCCUUGGCGCCUCUGUUCUCAUCGCCCUGAUUGUCAUCACCCUCCGAAAAUUCUCUGCUGCAUAAAAGAAAAUCAAAUCGCAUCCACUCUUCAUGGGCAAGCUGCACCUGUGAGAUACGUUACCAGAAAAAAGGCCCAUUCUUUCCCACAAAAUGGCUUGAUGCUGUAUUGCAAGAAUUUGUGUGCUGGCUUCACUAAAUCCAAAUAUUGUAAACAUGGGCCUUGUAGAAAACCAAAAGUCACCCUCCCUGCACCAGAAGAAAAUAAAAUACCUGUCUGAAAAGUCUCCAUUAUGAUGAUGUAAGAUAUACAUUAUGCUGUAAAUGUAUUUAAAAAGUAUUAAAUAGAAUAUGAAAAUAGAAGUAUGCUAA
Messenger RNA from Rana temporaria (common frog), 2309 nucleotides. RefSeq names its product secondary ossification center associated regulator of chondrocyte maturation (gene SNORC). The coding region runs from base 1644 to 2003 and encodes 119 amino acids. The transcript is spliced from 3 exons. Gene Ontology annotation, biological process: cartilage development. Gene Ontology annotation, cellular component: cell periphery. Lineage: Eukaryota; Metazoa; Chordata; Amphibia; Anura; Ranidae. The record is from RefSeq and is a predicted model, not a curated record.